AUGCGUUGUAUCUGUUUCAAACGUGGAUUUCGGAACCAGCUCCAUUUCGGCUGGCUGCAGCGUAAAGAGAGCGAGGCGUACUACCGAAACCUGUCUUACCAAAGGAAACACGGGGUGAUAGGUGACGUGAACUUGUCCUCCGAAGAACCGAUCGCGGUUUUCCAAAAGGAUGAGAAGACAAAGCAAUUGAUAAAACAUGCGAUAUUGAACAACAAGUUUUUCGAGGACCUCGACGAGGCACGUAUUGAAAAGCUGAUGUCUGUGAUGUAUCCAAAACGCUUGAAACCCGACACGCGAAUUAUUCAUGAAGGUGAAGCAGGAUCGCAUAUGUACAUAUCCGAGGAGGGGACGUUCGAGAUUUACGUGGGGACUACGUAUCACGGGAGCUUUGGACCUGGCAUAGCUUUUGGAGAGUUGGCCUUAUUGUACAAUACCAAGAGACUCUGUUCUAUCGACGUAAGCACAAACGGGCUAGUGUGGGUACUCGAAAGACAAGCGUUCAAAGCGAUCAUGGAAAAAAGCAACGAAGAAACGGUUGAACAUAAUCUGAAGCUUCUACGAGGUAUCGAAGUAUUCAAGGAUCUAUCGGAGGAGGUUCUCUUGAAGAUAUCUGAUUUGAUAAUGGUGGAAUUUUAUCCGGCGAACUCGUACGUCAUACGGGCAGGGGAUAAACAAAAAAAGUUUUAUAUCAUAAGCGGUGGCCGAGCGAAAGUCACUUUGAACAAACAGAGCGGAACGGAAGAAGAGAUAGCAAUCCUCGAGAAGGGUGAAUACUUCGAUGCUGAAACGCUGCGCAAUGCUGCGGAAUCUCAACGAAAGACGAACAUCGUCUCGAUGGCUCCCGGUGUAGAAUGUUACACCAUAGAAAAAUCAAAAAUUAUGGAUUAUCUGGGAGGAUUGGAGUCGAUCAAGAACAGGACAUGGGGUGGUCAUGAAAAAUCAGUUCUCCCGGACAAAUGGGAUGAAAAAUUUAUCAAUUUGACUUUAAAUGAUUUGGAAAGUGAGGGAACGAUCGGUACCGGUGGUUACGGCCGAGUCGAAUUGGUUCUGACGAAAUCAAUGGCUAAUGUUAGCUUUGCCAGAAAGAAAGUGAAAAAACACACGAUAACAGUGAAUGGUUUACAAAAAAUGAUUUACGAUGAGAAGAAUAACUUGAAACUGUGUAAUUCACCAUUCAUUGUCAAAUUGCACAGAACGUUCAAAGACAAGAGAUAUCUCUAUUUCUUAUUGGAAGCGUGUUUAGGUGGAGAUUUAAGAACGGCUUUGUACAGAAACGGUCGAUUCGAUAAUUCCACUGCUCGAUUCGUCACCGCCUGUAUCGUCGAAGGAUUACACCACAUCCAUUCUAUGGGCAUUGUUUACAGAGAUCUAAAGCCUGAAAACAUCGUGAUCGAUGCUCGAGGCUACGCCAAGCUUACCGACUUUGGAUCGAGUAAACGAAUCGGAGCAUACAAGACGAAAACAUUCAUAGGCACACCAGAAUACUUAGCUCCAGAAAUAAUUCAAAGUAAACCUUAUAAUCAGGCUGUAGAUUUAUGGGCACUCGGAAUUGUCACGUACGAAAUCUUACUUCAGCGAACGCCCUUUGAAGAUGCAUCCGAUAUGGACACGUAUGAAAAAAUUAUUCGCGGCUUCGACGAUUCAUAUUUUCCGCCUACUAUAAAAAGCUCAGCCAAGAAUUUCAUUAAGUCCCUGUUGCAAAGUAAUCCACUCGAUAGACUCGGUUAUUUACGACGUGGUAUCACUGAUAUUCGCACUCACAGAUGGUUUAAUCAUUUUAACUGGCAAGAGUUGCAAGCUCAAAAGAUGAAUUCUCCCAUUGUGCCGAAGAUAAGAAAUCAUCUCGAUGUGAGAAAUUUCGAUACGUAUCCAUCUGACUAUCAAGCAGUGCCCGUUGAUUCUUCCGACUGGGACGCGAACUUUUAAAGAUUCCCGUUGUAUACUA
Ceratina calcarata is the source of this 1945-nucleotide messenger RNA. Its product is annotated as cGMP-dependent protein kinase 1. The record is from RefSeq and is a predicted model, not a curated record. The transcript is spliced from 11 exons. Gene Ontology annotation, molecular function: cGMP-dependent protein kinase activity; ATP binding. Lineage: Eukaryota; Metazoa; Arthropoda; Insecta; Hymenoptera; Apidae. The coding region runs from base 1 to 1926 and encodes 641 amino acids. Gene Ontology annotation, biological process: protein phosphorylation.